Molecule: messenger RNA, 1166 nt
Organism: Macadamia integrifolia
Lineage: Eukaryota; Viridiplantae; Streptophyta; Magnoliopsida; Proteales; Proteaceae
Exons: 5
Coding region: 489-818 (109 amino acids)
Molecular function (GO): RNA binding
Source: RefSeq, a predicted model, not a curated record
UAAAUCAGACUUCCAGGAGUUGUACAAUCAUCAUGCUUAACUGUUGUAGUAACUAGUGUUCUUUCAUUAUUCUUCGCUUUUGCUUCAAGUAUCAGAGGUAAUGGAAGAUCACUUCAUUAUAGAAUAUGUUUAAUAGCCUCUUAGUAAAGCUUCUUAGUUGUGUUAAUAACAAAAUGGAGCAUGUCUUAUGAGCAUGUCUUAUUGUAUAUUGCUAUUACCUUUCCUUUAAACUUGUGAUGUAGUUGCAACCCUUGGUGAGAUGCUUAGGUAGGGCUGAUGGGAUUUUGUUUGAAGCCUCUUGUGCUGACUACAUGCGCCCAGGUUCAUUGCUUCAUGUGCGUGUGGUCAAAGCUAGUGAUGGCAUGAAUCCUGAGCUUUAAUGUACUGAUGCCAGUGGUAAAGCAGCAGAAUUUGGGCUCCUGAAAGAUGGGUACAUGUUGGAAACAUUGACUGGCCUUUCACGAAUGUAAUUUCUCAUUAGCAUUACGAUGGUCCUCACGCACGCAGUUAAGAGAUUCAUGGAAUUAAGCUUGUGGUUUCUGAACCAAAAUUUUAGACACGUCUUAUUUUUUUUGGGUAUAAUCAGGCUUCUUAGCUCUCCAACAUGUCCUGUUCUUGAGGCUCUUGGCAAGAAGCUGUCAUUUGAAAUAGCUGUUGGGUUAGAUGGCCGUGUUUGGGUUGUUCGCUCUGUCAAAUGGCUUGAAGAUGAGUUGGAACUUAAUGCCCUUCAUAACCCUGGUAAUCGUCAGGAUAGUGGCAAUGAGAAAGCUGUCGUUGCCCAAAGAGCUGCUCUGUCUGCUGCUUUUGGAGGGUUCUGAUAAUGAUUGUUACAUUAGUUGAUGCUAUAAUUGUGGCUUCAGAUCAGAGACGAGUUUUCCAGAUUGGGGUUGUGCCUUAAGUAAAAUGUAUAACCGAGUUUCACGAUAGGAAUUUGUUGCAGUGUUCAAGUGUUGAUAUAUAUUUCCUAUCCUCAAUACCAUUUUUGUCUUUACAGGUGUGAAGGCAACCUAUCUCCUUGCAGUAGCUUUUCUGGAGAUACGUCUCAGUAGCAAUGGCGGCAUCCGUAAUGGCAAUGCUAGUUUGAGUGCCUCAAGAAGUGCGUUCAGCUGUGUAUUUGAAUACCUCAGAACUCUAAAUCUAAUGCCGGCUGUCUUUUAAUGUUUGAC